Messenger RNA from Gambusia affinis (western mosquitofish), 1146 nucleotides. RefSeq lists its product as uncharacterized. The coding region runs from base 217 to 1146 and encodes 309 amino acids. The transcript has 2 exons. Lineage: Eukaryota; Metazoa; Chordata; Actinopteri; Cyprinodontiformes; Poeciliidae. The record is from RefSeq and is a predicted model, not a curated record.
AUGGAUGAGGGGACGAGAUGAAGGAGAGGAUCGAAACCCAAACAGGAGGAGAAGAUACUUCAACCCGUCUCCUAGACAACGGAACAGAACCCAGACGGAUCGGAUUCAAUCUGAUGAUACAGAUUUUCUACAAAAGCAUCUUGGGCAAGAAGAAACUUUGGUCGCAGACUCACUGAGGAGACACUGGACCAAACCCAAGCAGUGAUUGUUGCUAAGAUGGCGGACUUGAGAUCAACAGAUGAGGCACCGCAACAACCUGCUCUGAGGACCAGACGAGAACGGGAGACACAAAUCACAGGUGAAUCUUCCACAUUAUUAAGCAGGAGAACAUCCACCUCAGAGCCAACCAGAGAACCACAAGGGAGCAGAGGUUCAACCAGAGGAGGGUCUGACACCAGAGGACUGACUGAAAGGAAUCUUUCUGACCAACGGAGGACGAUGACUACAUCCCCCCUGGAAGGACCAUCGAGAGCACGCAUUCCCAUCGCAAAUCAGAGGUCAGUCACAGCUGAAGUUCAUGCUCCACCUCCUCCUCAACGCACACCUCUCAAAACGGUUGCCACGAUGACUGAACCACAACUGAAUAAAGAGUGGUCGGCCAUCUUUAAUGAAGACGACGGUGGGGACAGCUUCUGUUCAGAGUCAGAACUUGAGUAUCCUCAGGAGACCCAACAGGAACCUUUGGAACAGAGAGAGGUGAGAAGUUCACGACCGACCGGACAGCAACAAGGAAAUGCAGGCGGAGAGCCAGAAGCUCCUUCAAGGAAUCUUCAACCUCCGUCGGCUCCCUCUCCCUCUCUUCGAUCUCCACCUUCUGCCCUUUUACGAACAGCCCAAUCUGAUCCAUCUCUGGAUAGAAAGAACCAGAUAAUUAGAGAUGAACCAGGGGAAUUUAGCUUGAGACCACUACAAGGUGAGAGUGAGAGAUCCCUGGAUCCAGCGGCCACUCACCGUGUUAGCUUGACCCCCAUUGACAUUUCUAGGUUGAGAUCUAGCGUCCAAACACAUCUGCAGGUGGAGGCGACGGAGGAAGAACCUUCUACAUCACCUUCCUCGCCAGAGGUCCAAAUCUGCACACACGAAAACAUCCAAAUACACCUAGAAAACAUCAGGGCUGGAAUCUCCACAUUAAACAGAAAUCUGUGA